Humulus lupulus (European hop) is the source of this 2971-nucleotide messenger RNA. RefSeq lists its product as uncharacterized. The record is from RefSeq and is a predicted model, not a curated record. Lineage: Eukaryota; Viridiplantae; Streptophyta; Magnoliopsida; Rosales; Cannabaceae. The transcript is spliced from 4 exons. Bases 1740 to 2396 code for a protein of 218 amino acids.
CACACCCUGCAACUGGUCAAUGUGUUGUAAGAAAAUCCCAAUCGGGUCCAUUGACGUUGGGUCCUUGCUCUAGCUCUGAUGCAUGGCACUUUUCACGUGAUAAGAAGGUAUUGAGGAUCAGAGGAACACCCUUCUGCUUACGAGCAGGAGAAGCAGGGAAACCAGCCCAACUUAGCAAAGAUUGUGCCGACUGCUCUUUCUCUCUUUUCAAUAUCUGAUUAGAUGAAUUAAAAUUCUUUUUCAGCUUCCUCUGCCGUGAAUGACCUAGCUUCCUUUGUGUGUGCCGACUGACUGAAUUGAUGUGCUCCGACGAUUUUAGAUGAAUUGAUCCACCAUUUUUACGAUUGCCCUGGCGAGUUUACGGUUGUUCUUCUAACUUUGACGAAUACUCCGACGAUUUUACAAUUGUUCUAUAAUUGUGAGUAUGAAAUCUCUCUUUAUUUUUGAGUUCCUUAUUUUAGCUUUCCCCUUCAGAUUUAGUAACUUUAUGCCCUGAAAUUUGUCAAUAUGAUAUCCACAUAUAUGCAUUAAGUACAACAUAUACGACUUCAGUUAGUGUUCGACCAUCAGUUUUUGUCAAUGCCAGCCUCCUCCUCAUGAUUUCCUCUGUAUGCUUUAUUGCAUUAAUUAAGUUCAGUAAAUGAGAAUUAUAUACUGUUUGUGCCUAUUAUGGUUAAUUGUUUUUGCCCUUAUCUUUGUUCUGCCGUUUGCUUUUCUGCUGUUUCUUUUAGAGUUGCUGACUGGAACAGUAAAAUUGAGUAUGCAAGGACCAUGUAGUGGUCGUCCAAACUUCUUAGUCACCCUGAAAUAACAUAUAUAUGAAAAUAACAUUAUAAUGUCAACACUAAUCUAUGCACUCACUAAAUGUUUAAUGCAAUAAAGAAGUGGGGAUUUUCCAUAAGUGGGUAUAAGCUGUCUAAACUAAACCAGUUCAGUCCUAGUAUCCCUGUUUUAUUUCUCCUGUUUGGAAAUGGAUUAUUUAAUUAGUAAGAAAAGCAGUGACAUGCCUCUAUUAUAUAGCUAUAAUAUAAAUGUGAAUGUAUUAUAUAAUAGAAUUCAGAUGAUACAAAAGAUGAUCUUGUCUGCUUGAAACUGAAAGGUAUCGUUUUCACUUUUUAUCGUAAUCUUUACUUAUACUUCCAAUGAGAAAAAUAAUAUAUACUAUAAGUAAUAUAUAUAUGUACAAAUAUUCUCACCCUUACACAAUCACACACGUAUACACAAGUUUAUAUAAUUAGAAGAAUACAUAUAUUGUGACAAUAUUUAUAAUCGUACAGACCUAAUUAAGUAGUCACCCUUUUGAGUUUUGUGUCUCACAUCCUACUACACUAGAUAGAUAGAGUGCCUACUAAUGCAAAAGUCCUAUCUAAUUAAUUAUUUACAAUAUUAUAGUCAGGGACAGAUAGGGGAUUAAUUGCAUUUAAAACAUUUAGUGAGGGUUUUUUAUAAAAUAAAAUAAUAAAGAUGUUGAUAGUGAUAUUUAAUGCUUCCAUUUUUAUAAAGGAAACAAAUAAAAUUAUUAAAGCUGCUGCAAAUGUAUUUUAUUUUAAUUGGAGUAUACCCUUGUUCUCCAUGUGACUUAACUCUUCUUUUGCUUGGUAAAAAUAUAUAUUUAUGAAUUGUCACGUAUUUUAUGAAUUUAGAUUUGACUCACUUUCAUUAUAUCUCAUUACAUUGUAAAGGUGUUUAUGUGCUGAGACGAACUUCAAAGAAACUUUUUUGGCAACAGUUUGCAAGAGAUGGAUAAAACUUGGGUCCAUCUUAACAGAGCUACAAAGGAAUAUGAGAAUGGAGCUAGGGAGUUUGUGAAGAAUGCAAUAAUUAAUGCUGGUUUUCCUAAUAAGAUUCUUUGUCCUUGCAACAAAUGCCAGAAUUUAAGACAUCAACUUUCAAAUGAAGUUGUUGAACACUUGGUAGUGUAUGGCAUGGACAAAUCUUAUAAAACAUGCUUCCAUCAUGGAGAAGAUCUACAUCAAAAUAGCACGACAAAUAGAGGGCCUUCAAAUGAUGUAUUUCAAACUGCUGAAGUAUAUUCGACUAAUGAUGUUGAAGCAUAUUCGACUAAUGUUGAUGAUUUAGAUUAUGAUAAUAGCGAUGAAGAUUUUAAUAGGCUAUUGUUGGAUGCAGAAUCACCAUUGUAUGAAGGUUGCUUAAAGUACACUAAACUUUCAUCUAUUGUUGGCCUAUAUAAUCUGAAAACAAAGCAUGGAGUCUCAGAUGUUUGUUUCACUGAGAUGUUGGAGAUGAUCAAAGCUAUGUUGCCAGAAGAUAAUCUACUUCUAACAUCUAUGUAUGCAGUUAACAAGUUUCUGAAGAAGUUUAAUCUUAACUAUAAGCAUGUCCAUGCUUGUGUUAAUGAUUGUUGUUUGUUUACAAAAGAAAAUAUUGAUGCCUAAGAAUGUCCCAAGUGUAAUUCUUCAAGAUGGAAACAAAAUGUGCACACAAAUGAGAUUUUACUAGGCCAACCUACAAAGUUGUUGAGAUAUUUUCCCAUUACACCAAGGUUUCAAAGGAUGUUUAGAUCCAAGGAGACAGCUACAAGUCUAAAGUGGCAUUUUACUAAUAAAAGCACAGAUGGGAAGAUGCGCCACCCAGUAGAUUCAGAGGCUUGGGAUGCAAUUAAUGAGAGAUGGCCAGAUUUUUCACUUGAACCUAACAACCUUCGAUUAGGACUUGCUGCUGAUGGCAUUAACCCUUAUAAAAGUAUGAGUUCUGCAUACAGCUGCUGGCCAGUAAUGCUCGUUGUAUACAAUUUACCACCUUCAUUGUGCAUGAAGGACGAGUUUACAUUUCUAUCUAUGUUGAUUCCUGGACCAAAGCAACCUGGAAAUGAUAUAGAUGUUUAUUUGGAGCCUUUAAUAGAUGAAUUACUUGAAUUAUGGAACGGCGUUUAUGCGUAUGAUGCUUCUACGAAGAAAUUUUUCAAUUUAAGAGCAAUGUUGCUAUGCUUCUACAUUUAUUAUUAUUAUUU